CCCUCCUCGUCGCCACUCUCAUUGUUGCUGUUUUGUGGCCGGUGUGUUUGCUAGUUUACGUUUUUGGUUGUUUCCCUUGCGCGGAGUAUUCCUAAGAUUCCUCGGAUUUUUACGCGACUUAUCUUGUUGACAAACAAUCGGGAUAAUUGAGAGAAAACGUAGACGACUCGUCGGUGGUGGUAGUUGGCGGCGGCGGAGACGAUGGAAAAUCUGGAGGAAGUGUUGCAGGCACUCGACGAGUUCCAGAAGAUGCGACCGUCGGUGAUCCCGCAGGAGCUCGAGGAUUAUCUGUGCUGGGUCGCCAAGACCGGCGAUCCAGUAUAUCAGUGGCCGUUGAUCAAGACCCUCGUCCGGGAGAAGCUCACCCGCGUAAUGACGGACUUUUACGAAAGCUGCCCCACUCUGGAACUCGCGCCCUGUCCGAACGUCGAGCAUUUCAAUUACGAUAUCAUGAAGAGCAACCUCCUCGAGAGGUUGGAAUCGUUCGCGAACGCGCCUUUCACCGUUCAACGAAUAUGCGAGCUGCUGACGGCGCCGCGUAAGGAGUACAAUCGCGUGGACAAGUUCAUGCGGGCCAUCGAGAAGAACAUCCUGGUGGUAUCGACGCGCGAACCCGGACCUAUAACCAGACGCGGCGAAACGGGCGACGGUAUGGUUAACGGCUCUGUCGAAGAAGACGCGGCCUCCGUUACACAGCAACCACCACCGCCGUCACCGUCGCAGCCCUCCUCACAGCCUUCCUCGCAGACGACCCAGCCGCAACCGGCGCAACCGGUACAACCGACCUCGCAAGACGUGGAAAUGGAAUACUGGGAGAAGGAUUGUAGCUCCACCGUUACAAUUAGUGUACACACCGUCGAGAAUGAACCACCGCUUAUGCACAGCGGUGUCAUACCAGCGUCUGAUUCUACCCUGACCAAGAAUCUAUUUGCUGAGGAGACCGUGCGAGAGAAGCUUGAACAAGUUACCUCUAGAACUGAUAUCUCGGCGACCAAUUAUAUCACCGCAGUCUCAGACUUCUCCACUAUAUCGAAUUUAAAUUUACAGCCACAUGCACCAGUGCUAGAAGCCAUAGCGACUGCUGUUCCUGUGGUACAGAGUCUACCAGCAGUCGGAACAGUCUCUGAAGACUCCAUGGUCCCGAGCACCGAUAUUGCAGUAGCGAUUAUGAACGAGGAUACCAAUUCUCAACCUAAUUUAGACAUGGAGAAUGAAGAGAUUGAGGCAAACACAGCAACAGCAAGUACCACGACAUCUACGACGACGACUGCAACCACGACGACUGCUACGGCAACAACAACGACAACAACAGCAACGUCAACAACAUCGGUAUCAACGGCGGCGACGACGACGGUGACCGUGGUGGCCACGGUGAUACCGUUAACGACGGAUACCACGCGGAAGCUGCAAGCUGCUUUCCAAGCGAAACGCUUCGAAUCCGGCGAUAACAAGUCCGUGGACAAGUCCAAUGAGAAAACCACGGAUUCGUCGAAGUUAGACAGCGUGGAGGAAGAGAUUGGGCAGCCCUUGAAAGAUGAAGAAACGACCAAAUCGAGUCCCGAGCGUAUAGAUCCCAAUGAAAUGCCACGUGAUGAAAGUAGAUUAACUGAUGAUGAAAGUUUAUUACAGACCGAUGUCGAGAUGAAAUCUGACGCUUUAACGGAUGAUACUGAAAGUGUUGAAGAAAGAGCUCGCGAUAAACCGAAGGAAGAGGAAUCGUCAAUCCUCGAGGACUUGGAUGAGGAAAACUUGCGUUCCACGAGCAGCCAGAAUACAAAUACGACGGCACUCGUCAAAUCGCAGUCCAUGGAAAAAGAUAGCACUGUCCCAUCCAAUGAGUGUGUGAGCGCAGUCAUCGUGUCUAAUACCGAAGCGUUAUACAAAACAGAAAAAUCCGAGAUACACUCUAAAGAAGAGUCGGAAACAAUUUCUUCCACAGAGUGUUUCGCACGUGAUCAAUCUAUUAGCCAAAAAACAGAGAGUGUAGAAGAGAUGGAUAAAGUCCUAGAAGCUAUUCCUACAACAGCAUCUUCCAGCAGCAACACUAAUCGACAAGAAGAACAAGAGUCCGACAACAACGAUAAUUUAAAUAUUAUGGAAAUUUCCAACGACAAGAUGGUUCUUGUCGAGUCUAUGACAGAGUCGGAUCCAAUAAGUAGUGUAGAAAAAUCUAAAGAAGCAACAUCUAUAAUUGAAAAACUCGAUCCUGUCUCACCUACUGUCGAAACAAUAGAAAGCUCCGAUAAUGUCAGUUGUCGAUCUCCAAAGGAUGACAAGUUAAUAGACGAUCAAGAUGACAAUUUAGCAAAUUCACAAGGCAAUAAAGCAACGGCAGGCAUCACGAUAAAAGGGAAUCAAUCUUCUGUAAUAGAGAGUAUAGCGUGUAGAAAGGAAUCGGAGGAAUUAAUGGAAGUCGACGACGAAGAAUCAUUAUCGACGUUUCAACAGGAUGAACCUAUGGAGCAGGAAGCAAUGGAGGAGCUGCCGAAAAGUUAAUCUUGACUUAUCUAAUUGGCAUGUUUCUCUUUCCUUUUGUUUAAUUUUUGAUAUCUAUUCCUAAGAUAGAUAUCGGAAUAUGAAUCAAUUCGUAAAUAUCUUUGCACAUGAACAAGAUGUUUACGAAGUGCACUUUUGUGAA
This is a messenger RNA of Trachymyrmex septentrionalis, 2638 nucleotides long. RefSeq names its product cell wall protein DAN4-like. The transcript has a single exon. Gene Ontology annotation, molecular function: protein phosphatase regulator activity. The record is from RefSeq and is a predicted model, not a curated record. Gene Ontology annotation, cellular component: protein phosphatase 4 complex; cytoplasm; nucleus. The coding region runs from base 202 to 2496 and encodes 764 amino acids. Gene Ontology annotation, biological process: protein dephosphorylation. Lineage: Eukaryota; Metazoa; Arthropoda; Insecta; Hymenoptera; Formicidae.